AUGGAUUGGACGAAUGAGACUGUGAUGCGGUUCCUGGAACUGUACCAAACGCACCCUUGCAUUUGGGACCCGAAACAUCGUUCGCACAAAAACAAAACGCGUCUAAGCGACGCGUGGACGGAUAUCAAGAAUAAAUUGGGCGAACCGUGCACGGUGCAAGAGCUCAAGAAGAAGAAGGAGUCGUUGAUGGCUGCGUACAGAGGGUACAGGACGAAGAUCAAGAAGUCGGAGACGCCUGGUGGGAAGUCUGAGGUGUACCGACCGACGUGGUUUGCUUAUUCGUUGAUGGAUAGUUUCCUGGGAACAAUUUAUAAAUGCACACUUCCUAUUAACACUGAGGAUAAAGUUCACCGGGAAAGUCAGGAUGAUAGAAGUGAGUUAAGCAUCAUCGUUGAAUCCGACGAAUCAAACCAAGAACAGAAAUACUCAGCACACGCAACAUUCCAACGUGGUACGAAUCAAUCUCCACCCUCACAACCGAAAUCAAGUCCAAUCACAGCCAGGAGGAAGUAUCCCGAGCCGCAACAGACCAAACAACAAACAGACCGGACCAAACAAACGGUGUCCCACGAAGAAGACGACGAAUGCAGCAUAUUCGGUAAGCUGAUAGCAAAGAAGAUGCGUAAACUCUCCGAGGAACGAAGGGAUAUGAUGAUGAUAAAGAUAAAUCAGUUAUUUUAUACCGAAUGCCACGAACAGAACAGGCCGAGUUCUUCUUCGGCGAUGUCUUUUCAUAUGGGUAACUCAUCUCUACCAAGAAUGCAGAAGCAUGACAGCAGCCCUUAAACUCACGGAGCGGUUCUCAGCCGUUUACGAGACGGCUGUUUCGUUUUUCCAAAACUCGGCGUCAUCGUCGUCGCUGAUUUUGCGCAAACUUGGCGGCUCUUAGACGU
Messenger RNA from Vanessa atalanta (red admiral), 893 nucleotides. RefSeq lists its product as uncharacterized. Bases 1 to 786 code for a protein of 261 amino acids. Lineage: Eukaryota; Metazoa; Arthropoda; Insecta; Lepidoptera; Nymphalidae. The record is from RefSeq and is a predicted model, not a curated record. The transcript has 2 exons.